Molecule: messenger RNA, 3501 nt
Organism: Cuscuta campestris
Lineage: Eukaryota; Viridiplantae; Streptophyta; Magnoliopsida; Solanales; Convolvulaceae
Source: the annotation of a GenBank genome assembly
AGUCUAUGUAUGCAAGAUGUAAUAUACGGAGUAUAUAAGAAUUACUUUUGCAAUAUGCAUAGGAAGUAAUAUUAAGAAUCCUUUGGGCAAAUGUAUCUAAUCUUGAAAGAAUAGAAGAAAUGACAGAAGUGAUAGUGGAACAUACUCUUGAAGCAAAUACUUCAGGCACGAAGGAGCCAACCAUCCUUCUCUGGUUGAUACUAGGGCUAUCAAUUGGUGCUUUCAUUAUGUCCGGUGAGGCGAUAUCCGGUGAUCGCGAGCCGCACGAUGAACGCGUUGAAGUUCUUCAACAGACCAUGCAUCAAAUGCAACAGGAUCUCGAAGCAAUGUUUGCGCGGUUGGAAGCCUUGGUCCUGGCGAAUCGACCACUGCUCCCUACUCCGCCCGGCAAAACACCGUUCGCCAGCUCUUCGAAUCAUGGAGGACAUGACUAUUCGGGUCAUCCGGGUCUGCCAAAACCAAAACUGGAGGCACCCAAGACCGACGGCUCAGAGCCCUUACGCUGGUUAUACAAGGUGAACGAGUACUUUGCCUUUUAUGAUACGCCCCCCGCCGACCGCUUAUGGUGUGUCGCAUUAAUGUUAGAAGGACCGGCGGCAGAUUGGUUUCGGUGGCGUCAGUCCGGUAAGUUGAUUUCCGGAUGGGAUGAUUUUGUUGAGAAAUUUAAACUCCGCUUUGAUCCCUUGCAUUAUGUUGAUUACUUUGCACAAUUGGCUAAGCUACGGCAAACGGGGUCUGUCAUGGAUUAUCAAACUGAGUUUGAGAAAAUUUUGCAACACGCGACUGGAGCCUCUGAAGCUAAUCUCAUCUCCAUUUUUCACUCGGGACUCCGGCCGUAUCUACAACAUGAGCUUACUCUUUUGGCGCCACAAACCCUAUCUGACUCUUUCGCAUUGGCUAGGGAGUUAGAGGCCAAACACAAUGCUUUGAUACAUGCCAUACCCCAGCGCCAAGGAACUUGGGCGUCUGGGGCCACUUCUCGGUCUCCCUUGUCACGUCCUCCGGUGCCGGCUCCAGGUGAUGCCACUACGGAUAAGGCAGUGCUGGCAACACCCAUCCGUCGCCUCACGCGCGCGGAGAAAUUGGAAAAAGACGCGAAGGGGUUAUGCUACAACUGUGAUCAACGUUGGUCCAAAGGGCAUCGUUGUGGUCGUGUCUUACUCUUUAUUGGUGAUGAUGAUGAUGCACCAGUGGACAAUGAGAAUGACAACAUAACUACGGCCGCGGAUCCUUGGGUAGCGGCAGACAUCUCGAGCCUACAGAGUUUAACCGGGACCGCUACUCCGCGUUCUCUCCACCUGUUGGGCGCCGUCGGGACGCAGGAAUUGCAGGUUUUGAUUGACGGGGGUAGCACCCACAAUUUAAUACAUCCACGUGUGGUUUCUAAGUUGCAAUUGGCAGUGACGCAGGUGCCACCCUUCCGGGUAUAUGUAGGCAAUGGGGAUUACCUCUUAUGUGAUACCCAAUGUCCACAAGUCAAGUUGGAAUUGCAAGGCACCGUCUUCCCAGUUGAUUUGUUCGUUCUUCAAAUUCACGGGCCGGAUGCCGUUUUGGGGGUUCAGUGGCUUCAACUAUUGGGGAAAGUGGCACAUGACUACUCCAAAUUGACGAUGGAGUUCGAAUGGGAAGGCCGGCCGGUGAUUUUGCGGGGGUUGCUGCAAGGACCAAAAGCCGUAUCCCUCCAGGUCUUGCAAGCCAUUCACAGUCUUGGAGAAGCCCGCGACUACGUCGAAAUUUUGUAUGUGCAUACAGCGGCAGCCCCGCCCACUGAUUCUCCUCCUCCAGACCUGCCCAUGCCAAUUCAGCAGUUACUCUUCAAGCAUGCGGCUGUGUUCCAGGAUCCCACUGGUCUCCCUCCACGGCGUGAUGUGGACCAUCGCAUUUUCCUCCAGCCAGGCACGCCUCCGGUGCCAGAUGCGCUGUCAAGGCGGGAUGAACCGCCGCUUUUGGGCCAUUCGCUGGUGUUACUGUCUCAGCCAGUUCCGGAGCUGCUCAACACCAUUCGGGCUGAAAAUUUGAACCAACCAGAUUUGCUCACUUUGCAUGAAAAGUUUCGCCAGGGCACUUUGAACAGUGACUAUGCAGUGGCUGACGACAUUCUCUAUUUUCGCCGGCGCAUUUACAUUGGGGUUAAUUCGGAGCUGCGUACUGUCCUCAUCCGAGAAUAUCACGACACCCCAAUGGCGGGACACUCGGGCAUUCAUCGAACCUUUCAACAUUUGGCUAUGGUUUUUUAUUGGUCGUCCAUGCGUCGCGAUAUUAAAGAUUAUGUGAGUCGCUGUUUUGUAUGCCAGACGACGAAGUACUCGACGUUGCCUCCAGCGGGGUUCUUACAACCUCUUCCUAUUCCCACGCAGGUGUGGGACCACAUCUCUAUGGAUUUUAUUGUCGGGUUGCCUCCAUCCCGCGGUUUCACUGUCAUAUUGGUGGUCGUCGAUCGUUUAUCCAAAUACAUACACCUUGGCGCCUUGCCUACAGAUUUUGAUGCUCACCGGGUUGCUUUUUUGUUUAUUGACAUGAUGGCGUUGUAUGGACGUGAGCCUCCGUCCUUCCUGCCUUAUGCACCUGGGGAUUGCCAGUUACCAGCGGUGGAUCAGCUCCUGGUGGAACGUACAGAGAUGCUCGACCGGUUGCACCAACGGUUGGCUCUCGUCCAACAGCGAAUGCGUGCUGCCGCCGAUAAGCACCGUCGUGAGCUCUCAUUCGACGUGGGCGACUUGGUCCUUUUGAAAUUGCAGCCGUACCGGCAACAUUCAGUCGCGACACGACGGUCCCAAAAGUUGGCCCGGCGAUAUUAUGGCCCCUUCGAAGUACUUGCCAAAGUUGGGGCGGCAGCCUAUCGUCUCAAACUUCCAGUGGGGGCGCGUAUUCAUCCGGUUUUCCAUGUGUCCUUGUUGAAACCUUUUCGGGACAAUGCGGAGGGAGUUACGGCCAUGCCUCUUCCUGAGACAUUUGUGCAUGGGGACCCUAUUUCCAAGCCGGUACGUUUGCAUGGUCGGCGGACAGUUCUGCAAGAUGGGAAACCUGUAGAGCAGGGUUUAGUGCAGUGGUCGGAUGGUGGUUUGGAUGACGCUUCAUGGGAACCAUUGGACACCCUUCGGAAGCACUUUCCUCAUCUUCACCUCGAGGACGAGGUGCAUGUUGAACCGGGGGAGAGUGUUACGAGCAGGGCUCCUGAGGACAUCGAAGACGUGGGUGAUCGCUCAUGCAUGGGGGAGGUGUGGCGUAGUACGAGAAUUAGGAGACCGCCGCACUGGCGGAAGGAUUAUGCAGAUUAAGGAUUAUUAUUUAUUUAUUAUUAUUAAUCAAUGUAACAUAGAUUUUAUUAGAUAAUCAUCUACUCCAACAAAAGUAACCCAAGAACACCACCAAGAACCCGAAACAAAAUAAAAAAGAGAACAAACACAAUCGAACAUUACACGUAUAAUAGGCACGUAGACAAUAUAUUACGUAACUUACGCACUUAAGAAUAAGAAAAAUCAAUCAAAGGCCGAGUCGAUU